AUGGCCCCACCCGGAGAGCACUAUUCCUUGGAUGACUUUGUGAAGUUGGACAAGAUUGGUGAAGGUACAUAUGGAGUGGUGUACAAAGGAAAACACAAGAAAACCAAUAAACUUGUUGCUAUGAAGAAAAUCCGUCUCGAAGGCGAGGACGAGGGCGUCCCUUCGACUGCCAUUCGUGAAAUAUCGCUGCUGAAGGAACUCACACAUCCGAAUGUGGUCGCAUUGGAAGAUGUCAUUAUGCAGGAGAAUCGCCUUUAUCUGAUAUUCGAGUUCCUUUCGAUGGAUCUUAAGAGAUAUUUGGAUCAGUUGCCCGCUGACAAGCGGCUUCCUCCUGCCGAAUGUAAAAGCUACAUGUUUCAGGUACGU
Molecule: messenger RNA, 366 nt
Organism: Cooperia oncophora
Lineage: Eukaryota; Metazoa; Nematoda; Chromadorea; Rhabditida; Trichostrongylidae
Source: the annotation of a GenBank genome assembly